This is a messenger RNA of Spirometra erinaceieuropaei, 2895 nucleotides long. Lineage: Eukaryota; Metazoa; Platyhelminthes; Cestoda; Diphyllobothriidea; Diphyllobothriidae. The record is from the annotation of a GenBank genome assembly.
AUGCCUGGAUGCAGAAACUUCUCCGAACGUCACAUCACCUACGAUCAAAUCGCAAUCUCAAUUGCCAAUUCUGCCUUCGGUGUGCUAAUCCUUGUAAUUAACUCUCUCAUUCUUGUAUCAUUCUUUUCCAACAAGCACGCAAGGACACUUUCAAACUACUUCAUUGCUUCCCUCGCCCUCGUGGACGUUCUCAUGGGCAUUCUGCCGCUAAACUUUUUUACGGCGAACCGACUUAUCGGCAGUUGGCUAGCAGACUCAUUUGUCUGUGACCUCUGGCUGUUUCUGGACUAUUCCGGCUGCGCAGUCGGUCAGUAUGCUGUACUCCUCAUCACCAUUGACCGCUACUGUUCCGUCAAAAUCCCACUGGCCUAUAACAGUUGGAGAACAAAGACAAAGGUUUUCGCCCUCAUAGGCGCUAGCUGGAUCAUACCCAGUGUCGUCUUCGGCUUCCUCAUCUUUGGCUGGCCAUAUGACAGUAGUUCUACGCGGAAGUGCUACGCAGAGUUCAGCGUGCAUCCAGUUGCCAACACCUUUGUCAUUGUUGUCUACUUCUGGCUUACCAUGACCGUCAUCUUCUGUCUCCUGAUAGCCAUCUAUCGGGUUGCCUUUGCACUCCGUUCGCGGUCAGGUCUCCGGAGCCAAGUAGUCAGGCGCUUUUGGCGAGGACUGGAUGCAGUUGAAGACGAUGUCUCCCCGAAAAGAAGCAGAGAGGCCGAGAGGGUUGCAAGCAGUCUUGAAGAGAAGGCAGGAGAGGGGCUCAACGAGGCUCCUCUCAAUUGCAGUGGAUUAGCACUCAUGGCCUACGAAUUCCGGACCCUAUCCAUUUGGACGCUCCCAGGUGACGGAUAUGCUGCCACAACUUCUACCCAGCAUGCUGUUCUAUUACCUCAGUCUCGGGCCAGAAAUAGUGAGCCAACUUUGUCCUUCCCUAGGAACGAGAACGUUAAGGCGCCAAUUAGGAAGUCCCGUGAAUAUCCCCACAAUUCCUUGCUCAAAAAAUCGGGACGCACGUCACGUAAUAAUCCAGAGAUACGAAUUUCUACGAAGGACGAAGACAUGCUGACAUUCAUUCAGAAGUCUGUUGGAGACGAAAAAACAGAAAUUAAUUCUUCCGUGAUUAGAUCACGACUGAUAUUGCAGGAUUGUAGAAGCAGUCCUCUAAGCAGCAGUGCAUGUAGUAAGAACAAAAAAGGUGGAGAACAAUAUGUUCCAAAUUCGCGCUUGACUCUGGCGAUCAUGCGGCGAAUGUGGAAGUCAACACGAAAUAUUUGUUUCAUUCUGUUAGCCUACAUCGUCUUCUGGACGCCCUUUCAUGUGGUCAGUCUGCUUUCUCCCUUUCUCUGUCCAGAAUGGCCAAUUUUUUGCAACUCGUCAGACCUCUACAUGUUUUUCUACUGGUUAUGUUAUGUCAACUCCCUGCUAAAUCCUUUCUGUUAUGCGGUGACAAACCAGCGAAUCAGAAAGUCGAUACACUCCAUCGCAAACUGCUGGACGGUUUGUGAAAGACGAACUAGAGUACCCUUUUUGAUAAAUGCAAAAUAAGUUGUUUUUAUAUAUAUGUGUGUAUAUUUCUGGCAUCGUUGAAUUUGUCGUAUUUGUCACACCGGUUUAUAUGAACAUCGUAAGUUCAAUUUGCGAACAAUGAAAUGUCUUUUCAUAUAUCCAUUCUGAUUGCUUGACGGAAUAGAGGCGGGCUCAUGCUACACUCAAAUCAUCCCAGGGCGUCGAUCAAUGACCGAGGAAUGUAGACAACUUAGUAUUUAUGAAUGCUAACGUUAGAACAUGAUUUAGCGCUUAAUGAUCAAAUAGUUCUGGUUCAACAUUCAGCUUAUCCACCCCAAGUUUGAGUAUGGCUUGCAUUGAUAAAAAUAGGUUCAUAAGUGUUUUUUCAUGCAAACAUUAGAUAAAGUGAGUGUAGAAAUCUAAAACUUCAGGCCAAUAGACUUCUUGUUCCAUUAAUCGUAUCUUCUUCUUUUGGUUAAAUAUAUAAGCCUAUCAAGGAACACGCGGAAGUGAUGGUAGAAACGAAAGAACGAGUUCCAGAAACCCGUCUAAAAGAAAAAGAAUCGAUCGCUGAAGUUUUGCAUUCGAAGUCACAUGUAUCAUCAGCAUUCAUGAAGUACGGAUGCUAUGCCACUACAUGCCUACCAAAAUUAACGCCUCAGCGUUCACUUAAGAUGGUUGUAGUGGUCGCGAUAGUGGCUUGGUAGCAAACAGUUGAGUCGCUAGUUGCCCCAAUUUCAUUGCCCAUGAUUUUGACUGACGUGGCAAUCACUCCGCCAAUUUUCUCGUUGACAUUAGCAUUCAGAGUGGCAUUCGCCCGCGCGACUAAGCACUCUGCCCAGGAGGGAAAGGGCCACCGCGUUUGCUAAUCGACCAUGAAUCAAGAAACUAUUAUAACAGGUGCGACCAGCUGCGCCUUAUACGUGGGUCAUUUCUUUUGAAAUACACUCAGGGCCAUAUCAAGUGUGUUUGAGUUCUCCUCAAGAUUUGUUCAGGCACCUUACGAUAUUUAUUUUUCUACUCUCUGAAGUACCUCCGGAUUCGCCCCCACAGUUAACACUGACUUAGGGACUCAGCUCACUGUCAUGAACCUAGUGGGAGCUUAUUUGCCAGCUCUGAUAUGCCCUCAGAUUUGACCCGCCACUAGAUUCCUUCUAAGGGAAGGCAUUACAGCAGGGGAAAUUGGCUUGGGGUUCUGCAAAUGACACACUAAGGUGGUAGGUAAAACAGUUAUGUAAGAAAUAGAGGAUGUUCUUCCAGCUACGUUCAUAUCCCUUCCACUCAGUUACGGUCUUAGCCACUCUUUUUGUUCCGGCGGAAACCCGAUCCAGUGUGCUGAUUCCUGUCUGCGAUCUCUUUGACUCUGGUUUCAUCUUCGACUCAGAAUGGUGA